AACACGUGGUGCGCAAUUCAAUCAUGCCCAGUUUGUUCUUUAUUCUAUGUCAUGCCGGCAAACCUGUAGUUGUAUUUAUACUGUGUCAUAACAUUUUUGGCGCCUUUUAAGCAUAACUUGAGCCGUCGCAUUGUCUGCAUCAUGAAUCCUACGUCGGAGGAAGAAAGAAAGAGGCUGACCGAUGAGCUGAGCGACUGCACAGCCCGCCUUCUCAGAAUCUCGGAGCAGAGCUGUCGGCUAAAACACACAAAGCGCACAAAUUACCUCUCGUGGCAAGACUACUUCAUGUCCUCAGCUUACCUUGCAGCCAUGCGUAGCAAGGACCCCAAUACACAGGUGGGUUGUGUAAUCGUCAAUGAAGAGAACAGAAUCGUAGGAGCGGGGUACAAUGGAAUGCCCAAUGGACUGAGCGAUGAUGAAAUGCCUUGGGGCAGGUCAAGUGACUCGCCCGUUGAUACCAAGUAUCUGUAUGUGUGCCACGCUGAGAUGAAUGCCAUUUUCAACCGCAAUUGCUUCGAGUUGCGUGGCUGCACGUUGUACACGACGCACUUCCCCUGCAACGAGUGUGCCAAAAUGGUCGUCCAGUCCGGAAUCGGGCAGGUGGUCUUCCUGUGCGACAAGCACCCCGAAGAGCCGACUUAUGUUGCAUCAAGGCUCAUUCUUACCAAAGCUGGGGUUACCUUCAGUUCUAUCUGCAUCCCCUCUGGCCUCACACGUUAGCAGAAAGGGAAAUGCUGAAGCUUUUGCAGUGCUUCUGAGGCAACAUGUUCCCGAGACUAAGAAGAUUGUAAUUGACUUUGAGCAGUUAGCUGCCUUCAAGAUUUGAAAAUCACAUUACUCUAUCAUCACCAACACCACCAAAUGAUUUUGUCCAUAUUAAACAAACUUAAAACUUCA
Dermacentor andersoni is the source of this 897-nucleotide messenger RNA. Its product is annotated as deoxycytidylate deaminase. Gene Ontology annotation, molecular function: dCMP deaminase activity; zinc ion binding. Lineage: Eukaryota; Metazoa; Arthropoda; Arachnida; Ixodida; Ixodidae. The record is from RefSeq and is a predicted model, not a curated record. Gene Ontology annotation, cellular component: cytoplasm.